AUGUUUAUCGGCGGUCUGAACUGGGAAACUACUGAUCAAUCCCUUCGUGACUACUUCUCACAAUUUGGCGAGGUUCAAGAAUGCACUGUUAUGCGCGAUAGCGCCAGUGGUCGCUCUCGUGGCUUUGGCUUCUUGACCUUCCGUGACCCCAAGACUGUCAAUACUGUUAUGGUCAAGGAACAUUAUCUGGAUGGAAAGAUUAUCGAUCCCAAGCGUGCCAUUCCUCGUGAUGAGCAAGAGAAGACCUCUAAGAUCUUUGUGGGCGGUGUAAGCCAGGAGGCAACUGAGCAAGACUUCAAGCAUUUCUUCAUGCAGUUCGGACGCGUCGUGGAUGCUACUCUUAUGAUUGAUAAGGACACUGGUCGUCCCCGUGGAUUCGGUUUCGUGACAUUUGACAGCGAGGCUGCCGUUGAGAAAACCCUUUCCCGUCCCCUAGAUAUCCUCGGAAAGCCUAUUGAAGUCAAGAAGGCUCUUCCCCGUGGUAACCUGCGUGACAACAACGAUCAGCGUGGAGGACAGCGUAAUGGAGGAUUCCGUGAUCAAAACCAGAAUGAUGGUCAGCAACAGGUUUCUCAGCAGGGACAGGGUAGCAGCAUGACCCCUCAGAUGAUGGCUCAAUACUGGCAGCGAAUGCAGCAGUACUUCACCAUGAUGCAGACGAUGGCCCAGGGUCAAGGAAUGCCCGGAAUGGGUAUGAACCCUGCCAUGAUGAACCCCGCUAUGAUGCAACAGAUGCAGCAAAUGCAGAUGCGUCAGCAACAGCAGCAGCUGGGUGGUCCGCAACAUGGUUCCAUGAGUCCUGGUCCCGGUCCCCAGAGCCCCAGUGCUCAGCACGCCAUGCCAAACAUGAUGAACGCUGCCAUGAUGCAGCCCAACCAGGCUGGCAGCGCCACUGGUGCUACGGGAAGCGACACCGCCAGCCCCGGUCCCAACGCUGCCGCCAUGGCUGCUAACCGCCAGCCCGGACCCGGCUACAACGCACACGAACAGCUUGCAUUCGAGCAGCAGAAGUAUGAACAGCAGCAGGCUCGCACCAUGGAUCCUCGUGGCUUCUCGCCUUACCAGCAGCAGGGAGGUCCUACUUCUUGGGAGGGAAUGUACGACGAGGUCCCUCAGCCCCACGCUCCAGGUGGACCAUCAGGAACUACCCCUCAGCCCCAGAGCACAGCUCCAGCCAACGCCCCCACCGGACCCCGUAACGCUGGCAAGCCCGGUGCGAACUACCGUGGCGGUGGCCGCGGAGGUGGUAGUCACCGCGGUUACCACCCCUACCAGCGCUAA
Penicillium salamii is the source of this 1281-nucleotide messenger RNA. Lineage: Eukaryota; Fungi; Ascomycota; Eurotiomycetes; Eurotiales; Aspergillaceae. The record is from the annotation of a GenBank genome assembly.